AUGGCCACCACGCGAAAACCACCAAACUUGACCGAUUUACCACUUGAGCUAUUGAUUAUGAUAUCGUGCUACUUAUCACCCGUCGAUAUUGCUUGUCUCGCUCUAGGCAAUCAUCAUCUGCGGUGCUGCUUCGUCGUGGAUGCUUUCGAGGUCUUCUCAAAGGGUCGCAGCCUCACGCCAGCUCCCACAGAUGAUGCACGUACUGAGCUCCUAUCUCGGCUUUCUCGCGAUCUACCACAAUACCAUCUCUGUUUCAUCUGCCUUCGACUUCAUUUGUGGAAAGACGUCGGACCUCCAAACUCUGAUACUCCCACACACGAUGCCCACUUAAGUGAUUUGCUUGCUUUUGCAAAUCUUCGUCUUACGUUUGAAAUACAACUGUUUAGCUACCCAUCGCUUAGCUGUUACAUCUUCCAGUUCGUGCAUCUUCAGCUUGCCAUGAGAAGAUUUUACCACGGACCAGAGUUUGGAAUCCCCGUUGAAUCGUUGCUCUACACAGAAGAUACCAUGAUGACGGUAUUCUCCGCCGAAGCUCGUAUCUGCUCCACGCCUCCGGGCUUAUGCAUGCGGACGCAAGAUAUCGGAGUUGUGACUCGACAAAACGCAUCGUGGAUGUGGUCAGACCGUGCAUUAAUGAAUAUCUGCAAACAUAUCAGCACUUUUGACACGAGCCUGUGUGAAAUCUUGACUUCUCAGAUCAAGCGUUAUUGUCCAAUCACCAGUACCUCGGUCCCGGCCGAGCAAGGUCGUUGCGAUAAAUGCAAUACCAGUUGGCAGCUAAAGAUUCGAGACUUCGAUGAGAGGCGUGCAAGUAUCAUCCUUACUCGAUGGAUGGACUUGGGACCGGGUCUAAGUAUCGAAGAUGUGGACUGGAAGUACCGCCAAUUAUGUUCAUUGUCGAGUCCACCAGAACGCACACUAGUGGACUCCCGUCUGCGGUUCGAAAGGGACCCUAUUCGGGCUAGGCUUCCAGGUGCUCUGUCUGAAGAGGGAAUGUACCGGAGAAACGUCGCUUUCCUGCGAGACAAGGCAUAUCGAAAAAUGAUGACUUACGUGGGCGAUGGGAUCUUCACACUGCACGGAGAACCAAAAACAAAGACAGGCUCUUCCCAAUGUAUCAUUCUCUGA
This is a messenger RNA of Penicillium salamii, 1128 nucleotides long. Lineage: Eukaryota; Fungi; Ascomycota; Eurotiomycetes; Eurotiales; Aspergillaceae. The record is from the annotation of a GenBank genome assembly.